This is a messenger RNA of Haliaeetus leucocephalus (bald eagle), 1246 nucleotides long. RefSeq names its product nitrogen permease regulator-like 2 (S. cerevisiae) (gene NPRL2). Gene Ontology annotation, molecular function: GTPase activator activity. The record is from RefSeq and is a predicted model, not a curated record. The coding region runs from base 44 to 1192 and encodes 382 amino acids. The transcript is spliced from 10 exons. Gene Ontology annotation, biological process: negative regulation of TORC1 signaling; cellular response to amino acid starvation; positive regulation of autophagy. Lineage: Eukaryota; Metazoa; Chordata; Aves; Accipitriformes; Accipitridae. Gene Ontology annotation, cellular component: vacuolar membrane; GATOR1 complex.
UGCUGCCGGAGCGGGGCUCAGCCCGGGCGUUCCCCGGGCCGCCAUGGGCGGCAGGAUCGAGUGCGUCUUCUUCAGCGAGUUCCACCCCACGCUGGGGCCCAAGAUCACCUACCAGGACGGCCAUGGAGAAGAAGCUGAUCGGCUGCCCCGUGUGUAUCGAGCACAAGAAGUACAGCCGAAAUGCUCUGCUCUUCAACCUGGGCUUUGUGUGCGAUGCCAGAGCCAAGGCCUGUGCGCUGGAGCCCAUAGUGAAGAAGCUGGCUGGCUACCUUACCACCCUCGAGGUGAGGCCCAAGCCAACUCGAGCAGAGUCUGGCUGCCUCAUGAUCCCCCCCCACAGAGUCACUGGUGUCCUGGUGCACGUUGUGGGUCACUGGGCGUUGCUGGGCUGGAAAGUGGCUUCAUCUCCAACGAGGAGAGUAAACAGAAGCUGGUUCCUAUCAUGACCAUCCUGCUGGAGGAGCUGAACGCCAAAGGAAAGUGCACCCUGCCCAUAGAUGAGUCAAACACAAUCCACCUGAAGGUGAUCGAGCAGCGCCCGGACCCCCCAAUCGUGCAGGAGUACGAUGUCCCCGUCUUCACACAAGACAAGGACGACUUCUUCAACUCCCAGUGGGAUCUCACCACACAGCAGAUCCUGCCCUACAUUGAUGGCUUUCGGCACGUCCAGAAGAUUUCUGCAGAAGCCGACGUAGAGCUGAACUUGGUGCGCAUCGCUGUGCAAAACCUGCUGUACUACGGGGUCGUCACGCUCGUCUCCAUACUUCAGUACUCCAACGUCUACUGCACCACACCAAAGGUCCAGGACCUGGUGGAUGACAAGUGUCUCCAGGAAGAGUGUCUGUCCUACGUCACCAAACAAGGGCACAAGCGAGCCAGUCUCAGGGACGUCUUCCAGCUGUACUGCGGGCUGAGCCCUGGCACGACGGUGCGAGAUCUCAUCUCCCGCUACACCCUGCAGCUCCAGAGGGUGGAUGAGAGGAGGCUUAUCCAGUUUGGUUUGAUGAAGGGCCUUAUCCGGCGGCUUCAGAAAUACCCCGUCAAGGUCGCCCGGGACGAACGGAGCCACCCAGCCCGGCUGUACACGGGCUGCCACAGCUACGACGAGAUCUGCUGCAAGACCGGCAUGAGUUACAAGGAGCUGGACGAGCGGCUGGAGAACGACCCCAACAUCAUCGUGUGCUGGAAGUGACGGCGGGGGUGGCAGCCGGGGCCCGCGUGUCUCCCCCACGCGUCCCCCGUGGGU